AAAUUCUAAUUAUUCACAACACUUUCGAGACAUUGCAUACCAAUAUUUUAAGAGUAUGAUGUAUUCAUGUGUUGGAGAAAGGUUCAAGGACGGUUCUGCUGAAAAAUAUAAACAAUUUAAAUAUACAGCAAUGACAACUGAUGACAUCAAAGUGAGAUAUUUAAAAGACAAUUGGAUUAAUGCCUUUGCUCUAUACAGUGAAGAUAGUGACGAAUGCGGUAAAGAUAAUUGUGUGUACUGCAAUGAUUGCAACAGUAAACAUUGGAAAGAAAAUUUUGACAACUGGUCAAGUGGUGACUCUAACAUUGAUAAAAUAAUUAAAGAUACACAACUCAAAGCAAAAAAAAAUUACAAAAUAAUUGAAUGGAUUAAAUUUUCAAAUUUAAAAGAUAUUGAAUAUAUUGGUGAGGGCGGAUUUGCAAAAGUCUAUAAAGCUAUUUGGAUAGAUGGUCCAAUUGAAAAUUACGAACCUUGGGAUGUCGAAAAUAAGAGAUGGAAACGAAAAGCUGACACUAUGGUAGCAGUAAAGAAAUUAAGAGUGGAAAUUGGGAUGACGAGUUUGGAGCUUUUUCAAGAGAUUAAAUGCAAUCUGGAUCAUAACUCUUUAUUCAUUAGCAGAGUUUAUGGCGUAACAAAAGAUCCAUCAACACAAGAAUAUGCAAUUGUUAUGCAAUUUCAAAAAAAUGGUGAUAUACGACAGCUAAUACGUAAAAAUCAUGAGGAAUUAAAUUGGAUAAAAUAUAUUGAAGAAGAAUUCAAUACAAGCAAAGAAAAAGAAUGGAAGGAACGAUUAGCUAAAUUAGCAGAUGUUUCAUCGCCUUCAAAAGAAACAAGACAACAAUACACUAGCAGACGUCUCGAUUAUUCCAAGAUGCUUUCACAGAAACUACAGGAACUAUAUAGGAGUGAUAAAAUAUAUGAAGUAGAUACAUAUGAUGAAGAUAAUUAUGAUGACAGCAAACUGAUAGAUCUUGUAAUACCAUAA
Messenger RNA from Dentiscutata erythropus, 985 nucleotides. Lineage: Eukaryota; Fungi; Glomeromycota; Glomeromycetes; Diversisporales; Gigasporaceae. The record is from the annotation of a GenBank genome assembly.